UGAGAUCGAUCAGAUUGUCUUUGGUGCGUAACUGACGUAUUGCUUGCGUGUUCGCGUUUCCAGGAGCGUGUCGCGUAGGCUUUUGUCGGGUUUUCAUUAAGUGUUCCCAAUGAUCUGCUCUGUUCCAUUGAUUUGAAUGGUGUUUUGCCAGCCUAAGUUGGUGUACUGAGCUUUUGAGAAUUAUUAUAGAAUGAAAUCCUCUCUCUUAUAAUAACUUUUCGACAAAGUGUUUGUAAUGGGGAAGCAGAACAGCAAGCUCAAGCCAGAGGUUCUUGAAGACCUGCGUCAGAAUACAGAAUUUACAGAUGCUGAAAUUCAAGAGUGGUAUAAAGGAUUUCUGAAAGACUGCCCAAGUGGUCACCUUUCAAUUGAAGAGUUUAAAAAAAUAUAUGGAAACUUUUUCCCAUAUGGUGAUGCAUCUAAGUUUGCAGAACAUGUGUUCCGCACCUUUGAUGCAAAUGGUGAUGGAACUAUUGAUUUUAGGGAAUUCCUGUGUGCUUUAAGUGUCACAUCUCGAGGCAAACUAGAGCAAAAACUGAAAUGGGCAUUCAGCAUGUAUGACCUAGAUGGUAAUGGAUAUAUAUCUCGUCAAGAAAUGUUAGAAAUUGUCACAGCCAUAUACAAAAUGGUUGGUUCUGUCAUGAAAAUGCCAGAAGAUGAAUCAACCCCUGAAAAGAGAACAGAUAAAAUUUUCAGGCAAAUGGACAAAAAUAUGGAUGGAAAACUUUCACUUGAUGAAUUUAUUGAAGGUGCCAAGAGUGAUCCAUCUAUCGUCAGGUUAUUGCAGUGUGAUCCCCAGUCUUCACAUUGACCUUCACAUGUUUCUGCAUCCCAUAAUUCUUUGCAGCCUGGCUGAGCUCACUUCAGGAAGUGCCCUCUGAUAAAGUCUUGUUAUGCAUUGCUGCUGGUAGAAUGCAGUUCAGAUUUGCUUUUGCAGAUCAAUACCAGUAUUUCUAAGACUGGAGGAAUCUGUCCGCCACAAUUUUGGAAUUAUGGGAUGAAAGCCUUCAUUUUCUUGGUAAACCCUUUUGUUAAAUUUUACUGUGCUUUAAUUUCAAGCAAAUAAUGCUUUCUAUUCCAUUAAGUCAAAAGCUGUUUGAAUUAUGUAAUUAAUACCAAGAAAAUUGCACUUUGUGAUGUUUUAUGUAAUAAGGAUGUUUUGUAUAUCACAGUGUUUUAUAUAGUGUUUGUUUUCACAAUUGCAAGUGUUUAAACUUUUCUGCUCCUUUGCACAACGUUGUUAGCAGCCACAAGUGCAGCUUGUGUUUUGUGUACAAAUUUGAGCUUCUGAAUGUAUUCUGCAUUUUUAGAACUGAGUUUUUCAACAUAAAGCUGAUUUUUUUAUGUAAAAUAUGAACUGUAAUUUACAGAAUGUGUACUUUUUCAACGAAGCAAUAAAAACUCUUUUCCAUUUAUUCAAAUUGUGUGAUUCUACUGUGGUAUUUAAGCACUUAAGUCAUAUACAGCAUUUUAAAUAUCUAGCUGCAUGGUGUUAACACAUAAAUAAAUUUAUAUAUUAUAGUUUCUAUGACAAAUAAAAGUGUAUAGCUUUUUAGAUGCUAGCUCAGAAUGUAUAUGAAAGAUUUUAUACAAUUUAAUUAAUGAGGCAAGUGUGGUUUUUAUAAAAAUAUUUCAUCAUUUUUAAAAUUGCUAUUUCAAAUUCAGGACUUUUUUUUUUUUUUUCAGUAUGGUCAGUGAUGUAAUAUUACUGCAGUUCAACUCUAUAUUAUAUGAGAUGGGAAAAUUAAAAUUGAGUUAUUAAGUCUUAUAUUGAGAAGUUUGUACAUUGGGAUAAGUGCAGUGCUAGCUGGCUCAUUUUUAAAGAAAUGCUGUAGCUCAUCUGAUUAAAAGGUGAACUUUUGUAUUUAAAAAACAUUCUGUAAAUUAUGGUUUGAACACUUUAAAAAAAAUUAUCUUGCAUUUGUUCAAUAGCAUUCUAAUUAUUUGCCAAAAUCUUUUUGUGUAAUUUCCUUAUUCUGUUUAGAAUCUUCGUAGGUUGUAUCUUGAAGACAUUUGUAAUUUUUUUAAUAUAGAAAUUUGACUCAGCAUUUUAAAUGUUUAUAAUUUUUUCAUAUUUUUAAAAAAUUUAGUGUUGUUUAUCGCAUAGAGGUGAAAUAAGAAAACCGAAGGAAGGGAAGCAAUAUAACAUUUCAGAUUACAUAAUUAGUUAAUUUAUGUCUUAGAACAACAGAUGGCAACUUUUUGAUAGCAUAAUGUGACAAGUCUAACUUCUAACCCCCUCUCCCCCAAAAAAUCACAGCAGUUAGUUCUAGUCAAAAUACUGUCUUUGUAUUUUGCAGUUAAUACUGUAUUCAGCUUGUGUUCAUGUGAUUUCUAUGUUAUGUGACAUAAUAUUUGAUGGCAGUACAUGUUUAUUGACCUCCCCUUCCCUUUGAAAUCAAGUAAAUACCUAACUCUAUAGUUUGGAGAAUAUUUAGUACAUACUGUUAUAAAUUAUUAUUAUGUUUUUCUUUUCGCCUACACAAUCUUUAGUCUUCAUAUCUGGAUUAAUUUAAGGAGUUAAUGUGCACCAUGAAAUAUUAAAUUAAUUAAAAGGAAUGCUUCUUACAUGCUUGUAAGAAUAGUUAAGGAGUAGAAAGAUAGUAGUAAUUCUAUUUCUUAUUUUAAUUUUUAAAUGUAUAUAAAGUUUUAUGAGUUUCAUACGAAUUCUGCUGUCAAUAAACUAUUUUUUACAUAGGUUUUCAUUGAAGAGGGUUGUGAUAAAAGUAAAAUAGUGAUAUUUUAAUUAGCAUAUUAUUCACAUUGUGUUCCUUUCAAAAAUUACAAAUGUCUUUAUCUUAAACAAUAUGUUACAACUGCCUGUUUAUGUAUAUUCAGCAAAUUCUGUUAUUUUUAUCAUUUGGUGCAAAUAUUAAACUGCCUUUAUUGUAUUGCAUUUUCUAACUAAUACUAUAAAUUUGAUUGCUGCUAGAAUUCUAUUAUUAUAAUUAUUAUUUUGAUCAGUUAGUCACAGAGUUUAGAGUUUGAAUAAUUGAUUGGAUUUUCAAGGUAGUGCCUAAGAAAAGGUAGAUUUUGUUAAUUCUUUGUACUGUAGAACUCAACCAUUCCAGAGAUUUAAAUGAAACUUCAUAAUUUUUACUUCAGUAGAUUGUAAUUGAUUAUGAUUGUUAUGAACUCAAUUCAUAUAUUAUUAAUGCAUCAGCAAGUAUGGCUUGUAGAGUAGAAUUUUUUUACGUCCUACAGGAGCAAUAUAAAGAAUGGAAAAUUUGUGAAUAGAUAAGUUGAACAAAAAUGUGAUAUAUUAGAGAAACGAACUUUAAUUUAUAUUCUCCCCUUAAGUUUCUGUAAUUUUUAGUAAUUUAAAAUCUAACAUUAUUAACCUCCAUCAUAUAAGCAAAAAUACUAAAUCUAAAUUUUGAUUUUUUUUUUUUUUUUUAAAUCUCAAUAAAAUUGCAAAGCGUAGAAGAAAUUUCUGAAAAAAUUGUAAGAUAACAAAAGUUAAAAUUGAAUAUGAUUUUAUUAUUCUGAGAUUGUAUUUACACUUAAAGGACAGUGUAAUUCAAAUACUGCCUUAUGAAAUUUUUACAAUAAUAAAAAUGUGAUACUACUACAUGUCACAUGCUAUUACAACUCUGUCGCUGUGAUUUAAUGUUUAUUCUACUGUGUCUUUUAAAAAGUUUAUGAAAGUAAAUUAUUUAACUAUUAUGACCCACAAUAUAGUUUAUUAUGGCCUGUAGCAUUGCAGUGUUUCAAACUGAGAUGCAUUUAGCAUAGCAACCAAUUUAUGAGCAUAAAAUUCAGAAGAUUUUUGAAAAAAAAAAAUCAGAAAAGAGUGCCUAAAGUAAAUUUUAAAGAAAAUUUACAAGUAUGUAUGAAUGUUUUGAAACAAUAAAGAGAAUAAACACUUAUAAAAUAUGAAAAGUUACACAAAUUAAAUUUAUUUCAGCAUAUAAUUUUUUGUGGAUUUCCUAAAUAAUAAUCUGGAAAUUUCACUUUAUAACAUUUAUCAAAUUAUUUAAAUAUCAUAAUAAAGAUAUCUGAAAUUUGCCACAAAGAAGACAUUUUAAAAAAUGAGAAAAAUAUUAAUUUUUAUUUUAAGUUAAUUUCCUUCAAAAUAGCAUUAUUUUAAUAAUAUAAUUAUAUUCAUUUAAAUAUUGUUAUGAAAUUCAAAAUCACAUAAUCAAAAUAAAAUACAGAGAAGCAAAUCAUCACAAUUCUUUGCAUCUCUACAGAAAAUUGCAAAAUCUGUUAAAAAUUUAUUUUGCAUAUAAAAUCAUAAAGAACUCUUUUCUUAAGAGAUUAGGAAAAAUACAUAAAAGUUGGCAGAUUUUCUUAUUAGUUUCUUUCAAAAAGGUUGAAUUCAUUUAUUUGAAUUAUGGCAAAACAAAUGAAAGAAGAAUGCCUUUAUGAAGCACUUUUUUAAGAAACUGGCUCAUAUAAAUGUUGCACAUGGGAAAAGCACCAUCCUAUUUGCCAUAUACUUGAACAUAGGCUAAACUACCAUUAUUCAGCAGUUUUACUGUUUGGUCUCUUGUGGGCCAGUCCAAAAAUAACCUUUGAUUAAAAUUUGAGUAUUGUUUUAUUUAUAUGGAAUUAAUUGUUGUCUAUUCAGUUACCUAUAAAAAUAUAUGUCUAGACCUAAUUCAGCAAUAAAAGAAAAGGUGAAAAUAGCAAACAAAUAAUUUCAGUUUUGGCUUGGCUUGGUUUAUUUAAUUAUGGCAAAGCACUCCAGGACAAUCUGCCUAAGGGGAGUAAUGCCUUCAUCAUGGACUUUCUAAGGGAAACUGGCUGCAAAAACCAAGGAAACACCCAUGCAGCCAGCCCGUUUGCCGGAAUUCGAACCUCAGACAAACUACCUGUGUUUGGCAAUUUUAUCGCUCGGUCACUGGUGGGCCAAAGAAUUUUAGCAUUAACUGUUGAUGAUGAAGUGAAAUUAAGGUAUUCUGCAUUUUUAUCAUACAUUCCUAGUGACAUAAAAUUACUUGGAAAAAUAUUUGAAAUAAUCAAAACUGGCAGUAUCAGUGUGUGAAUUAAGAAAAUACAGCUUUUAGAAUUUUUCUGAUUAAUGCAGAAAAUUGCAGUCUGUACUCUGAAAUUUUAUUUUCAUUAUGGCACUCUAAGUGUGUAAAAUGGUAGUUUUUUAAUUCAUAUGUCUUGUGGAAAACAUAAUGCCCUACCUCUAGUAAUUAUAAUUGCUAAAAAUAGGCAUCAUAUUUUUUAAUAAUUAUUAGGAUUAUAAUAAUUUUAAAUGCAUAAUCAAGCAAAAAAUUCAUUUGAAGCUCUUAAACAGUAACAUUCCAUGAUCAAUAUUUUCAUGAUAUCGAAAAGUUUAAUAUGCAAAAGUGACAUUGCAAAUUAAACUGAAAGACAAUCUAUGCCCGAGCACCAGUAUCCCAUUUGCAAUUCGAUGUUAUUAAUAAAAAAAAAUGUUUUUAAUUCUUGCUUGUUUAUGUUAAUUACCUGUGUUUUAAUUUUUUACUAUUUGUUGUAUCGUGUUAUUAAUAUUUUUUAAUUCUUGUAGAAUAUGUCAUCAAAAUUCAUUGCCAUUUAUUGUUUACUUAAGUAUUGUUAUUUUAUUUUUCUAUUAUUAGUUGAAGUUAAGAAUUCUGAACUUAUUGUGAUUGUUAUUGGGUGUACUUGAGCUAGCUCUUUUGAGCUUAUCCUUAAUACUAAUUAGAUGCUCCAAGUGAUUACUAUUAAUUAGUUUAUACCAUGUAGCUUAUCUUAAUGUAGUUUGGUAUGAUGAGAAUUUGCCAGCUGGCUAACAUUGAUUCUUAAACCCUACAAAUAGAUAUUGAUACUUAAGGUAAUAAAUUUGACAGUUUUUUAUGUAGAUAGUGAAUAUAAAUUUCAAAAAUAAUAUGAAUAAAAUUUAACAGCAUUAUGAUGAUAGAAAAUAAUAUCUGCAAUAGUGUAUAUCAAGUUUAUUGAUAUUUAAAUACUUUUUAUCUAAAUCAAAGACAGUGAAUUUUUUAAAAAAGAAGCCAAAUGAUUGGCAUACAAGAUUUUGUUCUGAUAUCAGGCUUAUGCAUACUUAUAAAUGACCUUUUGUUCUGCAUAUGAGAAUCAUUUAAAAAUGCAAUCAACAAUUUUUAGAAAAGUGUUAGCCAGUCUAUGGGCUUAUAUCUUCAAUAUGCCCAUUCUGAAUCAGUAAUCUUAAGGAGUUAUUAUGCUGAAAAUACACAUCAUCAUUUAGUAAUUUGCAUAUGAAUAUUAAAUGAAGACAAUUUCAACAUGAGAUUUUUAUAUCUUGUAUUUUAAUAGAUAUUUAUGGUGGUGUAACUUUAAUUAGAAGCAAUAUUUACAAGUAAUGGAGCCCCUGAAUAAGUUAAAAUAAAAAGGGGUAGUUGAGCAUAAGAUUCAUUUUUAAGAAAUUAUUCUGUAUCAGUAGGAACUAUAUCUUAUACUAAGAAUAAUUAGGUUGUCAUAUUUGGUGAUAAAUGUUAUGCAGUUUAUAAGAAUAAUUCAUAAAUUAUGUAAAGAACUGUUGAAAAACAGUCUUUUUGAGUCUACAUAUGUGUAUUUCAGUGCCUGUUCAAAAUAAGAAUUGAAAUGAUAUUUAAGUACUAUGCAAUUAGAUUUAUACAUCAUGUAAGAAUCAAGACGGUUCUUGCUCCUUUAUUUGUAUUAGUUUUCAUUUGGGGAAUAAGUAAAAUAUUUCUUUUCUGAAUAAUUAUGAAUUGUCAGAUUUUACUACAAGUAAUAAUAGCUGAGAAAAGAUUUUUUUUUUUUUACUUGCUAGUAUUUAUGAUACUAUACUAUAUUGUGUAUUUUUAUAUUAGUUUCAUAUAAUUUUCCUUACAAUUUAUUUCCGUGCAUUCAUAUUUUUAUGUUUAUAAUGGAUGUUUUGCUUGCUGGUUGAGAUUAAAGCCCAUAAUUUAUACUACCUGUAAAAUCUUUGUAAUUCCUCUUUUAAAAUGGAAUUGUGUUUUCAGAAAUCUGAUUUAUUUUUUAAAUUAUAUUUUACAGAUAAAUUAUUUGCAGAUAUUUACAUAUACAGUAAUACUGAAAUUAUUUCACUUGAUAAGUUUACAUCUGAAAACUGUUUUCAACUCUAAAGUAAUUAUUAAUUCGUUCAAGUUUUCUUCAGUAUUGUUAAAGUAUUGCACGAUAAGCACAAAUAUAUUUUUUGUGAAGUGGCUUGUAAUUGUGAUGAAUAUAUUAUUCUUUGUAAUGGAUAAAAUGUAUUUGAGGAACUUUAAUGUAUCUUGUUUCCCACUUAUUCCACUUUAUAAGAAACAUUUUAUAUAAUUUGUUUUGUUCUUUUUUUCACUUUAAUCAUAUUUUUGAUUGUGAGCGCAUUACAUAUAUCUGUAAUUACUCUAUAUAUUUCUGUUCAUUCAUCAUAAACAAUAAAAAUGUUCCUUUAUUU
Molecule: messenger RNA, 7333 nt
Organism: Stegodyphus dumicola
Lineage: Eukaryota; Metazoa; Arthropoda; Arachnida; Araneae; Eresidae
Product: neurocalcin homolog
Molecular function (GO): calcium ion binding
Source: RefSeq, a predicted model, not a curated record